CUGUAACACUGAUUCUCAGCUGAAGACACGCAAAGACAGACGGUCCCCAUGUUUAUUUUUCCAACUGAGCGUCACUGUGAUGAAUAGCUCCUCCAUCUCCGUUGAUAAAGCGUUCCGCUGCACAAUUCAAGGUUGCUUCCUCAGCACACUUACUUCCAACAACCCUCAGCUUUCAUUAAUUUACCUUCAACAUGGCCACCUGCGAGGUUUCAGGCACCUCCGACAUGUACGGUCUCGGAAUUCGAGUUGGAUUCUAUCUCCAAUGGAUGUCGUCGCCAGCAACCGCCUGGAUCGCACCUGGCGAGACGUCUAGUCUGCGGACAGCGAAUGCCUUCUUUAUCUCAGCAACUUUCAUCGGCCUUAUCAUCGAAACUGCAUUGAACCACCUUGACGUCAUUGAGAUAUACGUCAUCCUUCUGCUGGGAUUUGGUGCUCAAUACUCCUGGCUGAUUACAAGUCUCUGGCGUGUAGCCACCCAUUUUAACGCCGGUUGGGAUCCGACGAGGCACAUGAGAGCUCCGAUUCCGUCUACGAUGUAUUGGUUUCUCUACAACACCGUUCAAAUUGCUCAAAUCGUUUUUCAACUCUGGUUCUGGUUGUACAAAAUUCCAAGAACAAAUAACGAAUGCGCGCGGUUCGGAUUCGCUUUCUUCAAAGUUAAGCUGACCAGCAAUGGCUUCCGAAUCUUCAACGUCGUUGUCAUGGUAGUCCUACUGGUGCUCAUGGUCGCCUUUUUUGUUUUGCAUCUCCGUCAACUUUGGCGUGAAGGUAGACUUCCGCUGUCGACUAAUGCAGCAGCGAUGACCAUGUCUGAGAUCCAAGAGAAGAGAGAGCAAGAUCGUGUCCCAGAGAAACGAGAGAAGGUCCUCUGCAUCAUUGACACGGUGUAUCGAGUCGUAUCAAUCGCAAUGGUGAUCCUUGCCACUGAAUUGACGAUAGCGUGGAAUAAGAUCCAAGGUGUGAAUGAUACCAAAUCCGUCGGCCAACUGAUUCCACUCAUGAUUGGUGUCGGUGGUAUCGGGCACGUUGUUCUUGCAGUGAUUAGAGGACCGAAGACUGUGGACGAAAUAAUGCAGGAGUAUUAUCAAGAGGAUUCGUACAAUAUGAUGGUUAUGGGCGCGUCUGCCUCGAAUGGAAGGGAAGAGUAGAUCCCCGAUUAUUUCGAAUCGGACUGAGAUCCGGGACCUCAGCUAGAACGUCAGUAGUAACCUGUACCUUAAGCCAAAAAGAAAAUAGGUGUAUUGGGGACAAGAACUUCUAUCCAAACUAUAAGUGUCCAGGCCUAGUUGCUGAUGGCGGUGGGUGCGCUUGUUCCGCCAACGCCAUGUUUAGUGCGCGCGACAACCUUUCCGAAUUUCGACAAGCACUACGGAACGCAUCGUAACACGUUGAUACGACUGAUACGCUAUGAUAUAACCAAGCUCACUAGCAAAACGGAUAAGGCAUGACGUGGCGAGGUUGAAAUUUGCAU
Molecule: messenger RNA, 1471 nt
Organism: Alternaria alternata
Lineage: Eukaryota; Fungi; Ascomycota; Dothideomycetes; Pleosporales; Pleosporaceae
Exons: 2
Coding region: 192-1148 (318 amino acids)
Source: RefSeq, a predicted model, not a curated record